Messenger RNA from Pelmatolapia mariae (spotted tilapia), 2069 nucleotides. RefSeq lists its product as uncharacterized. The coding region runs from base 1033 to 1806 and encodes 257 amino acids. Lineage: Eukaryota; Metazoa; Chordata; Actinopteri; Cichliformes; Cichlidae. The record is from RefSeq and is a predicted model, not a curated record. The transcript has 4 exons.
AAGAAAGCAUCAUACUGAUUAGGGCUGGGCCAUAUUAUACCGUUCACGGUAAUACCAGUAUAAUAUUAGGCAACGAUAGGAAAAUGAAAUAUCGCGAUAGAAUAUGAGUAAAACGCGCAUGCGCAGUGCCUUUGUUUUCAUACGCACAUGGCCGAUUGUUGAGUGAAACAGAUGAACCAGAAUUGGUUUGUAAAAAUGGUGCAACUUCAGUGAUGUGGAACUGGUUUGGUGUUUGUCCGUCAGAUACACGACAAAGCACAUUUUUUUUGCAGAACAUGCAAGCGGGCCGUCGUUAUUGCCGUGUUUGUCGGACUAAGAUGCUCUUAAAUCUGGGAGUAAUCUGGGUCCUAAACUCCAGGUCAAACGAACACUGUAGCAUCACUGAGAGUUAAAAACUGUCUAAAUUCUUUCAUCUUUAAUAAAACGAUCAGCAUUACUGCUUUACCAGGUGUAACUAUGAAGUUUAACUUCCAGGCAUCCAUGAAAACAGAAUUUAUUACACUUAACGGAGUUAGAAGUUAGCAGGAAGCUAGCGGAAGUUAGCUCGCUAGUUUCGCUAGUUACCUAAGCAUGAUAUAGCAUGUUCUGACUGAGAGAUUUCUGAAAAAAUUCAAACGUACAGCUCUGCUAUCACUUCCAACAUAAAUGAAGACAGGAAACUAAACAGCAGUGACGUUUGUAGGGUUACUGAAGUUGGGCUACCUGGUAUAUAAUGAUGUGCUACGUGAUCGCUAGCGACACAGCUAUGUUAGCAUAACAUAAACAGUGAAGCUGGAGGACGAACACUAACACUUUUCCACUUAUAAAAGUUAACGUUAAGGUUCCUGAUAGUUAGAGACAAAUGCAAUCGCAUGGCAGAAUGCUGUAAACGGACCAAACUUCAGUCAGGAGAACAACUGAGAUAAUCCAUCCACAAUAUGAGAACAGAGAGCAGCAAUCCAAGACACUUAUGGAUGCAUUAACUGGGAUGUGAAAUUCCUGCCCCUUGGAGAAACUACAGAGAGCCAGCAACUGAAAAAAGAAAAACUUAAGAUGAUGUUUCAGAAAACUGAUGCAAAUCCCGAAGAAGUCAAAAAUCUAAUGAAACUGACUUUCUACACACAGCGCAAACAAGUCAACCAAGGAAAAACUAUAAAAUACCUCAUGGAAGAAUGGCCAUUUUGGUUUAGAGAACUUGGCAUGGCAGUCCACUUCAAGGAACUCACUGGAAUUGGACUUAAUGAAACUUUGAUACGCAACGUGGAUCUGAAGGGGGAACGGCUCCUGAACUACAUGAAUACUGUCUGUGCGAACAAGAGCAAAAAGCUCCUACAGGCUGUAAGCAAGCUUAAAGUGGUGAGGGGGGAGCUGACUGGUUGCUCUGAAGACGUCAAAGACAUGGUGCUACUUCUGCUGUCCUACUUUGAUGAGAAAGAAGAUGCGAUGUUCUGUUAUGUGGAGGACACAUGCCUGGCAGGGGAAGUACAGAUGGACCAGCUUUACUUGACUCCCACAAUUGUGGUGUGUGGACGGUCCUGUUAUUCUUCUAAACGGUUUAUGCUGAGCGUGGACCGAAACAUUGUACACGACAACAUCACCUCCUUCAUUUCUGCCCUGUGCAUGAUGUUCGGGAGCUAUUAUUGCUUCAACAUUCAUUACCCAUCACAGCUGGCAUCAACCCUGGAGUUUCUGCAGAGAUGUUUUUUCUCCAUCAAUCCAGAGAAGGGCACUAAAGUGGAGAAGACAAACACAUCCCAUCUUCACGUGAAGCCAAGAGUCCUUACCUUGAUACAGGAACUUUCAGAUUAUGAAUGGCGUGAUGUCUGAACAUGGACUAAACACACUAAGAGUUAUGUAAGGGGCCACACUCACAGCAUGAAGGUUUAUUUCAGCCCUUUAUCAGGUCAGUUCUUCAAGCUUAAGAGGCACAGAAAAAUUUCAGACAAUGUUAUUCUGUUCUGUAUGAUUGUUGGGUAUGUAAUUCCUCAUUUGCAUUCCUGUACCUUAAUUUGAAAAAGAUAUAUUUAUAUUAGUACAAUUGUUCUAUUUUGAAAAGGCAAUACAGCAAUUCUUAUUGGCUGUUUAAAAAU